UUCACUACUGACUAACGCUACACAGCAAGCUGAAACUAUUGACUAACGCUACACAGCAAGCUGAAACUAUUGACUAACGCUACACAGCAAGCUGAAACUAUUAUCUAAUGCUACACAGCAAGCUACAACUCCGAAGACAACUAGCGGCAACUAGCAACACAACAAGCUGCAACUACGAAUACACAACAAGCGGCAACUACCAACACACAGCUAACGACUGACAACAAGCUGCGACAGGAGUUCAUUUCACUACCGACUACCAACAAAGAACCCAGCAAGCUGAAACUAUAGAGACAGCUGUUGGUACCAACAAAGAACACAGCAAGCUGAAACUAUAGAGACAGCUGUUGGUACCAACAUAGAACACAGCAAGCUGAAACUAUAGAGACAGCUGUUGGAACUAUUCUGUUGGAACUGGAACUAUGCUGUUCUUUUAUUACAUUUAUUACAUAUUUUAUUAAAUUUCUAUAGUGCUUUUAAUAGAAUCUCAAAGCGCAGGUCAACUCCGUUGGAACUAUUCUAUUGGAACUAUUCUAUUGGAACUACAAGGAAGGUGGCGCCAGUGGAGUUGUCAUGGAGAAUUCUGUGUUGUGGAUAUUCCUGACAGCAACAUGUGUUAUUAAAGUUGUGUGUGGUCAGUCGGUCCAGAUGGAAGCCGGACAGUCAGGGUAUGUGGGUUCUAAGGUGGAUCUACCAUGUCUCUUUAUCAACAGCAUCCCACCUGUCAAGAUCUCACAGGUGACAUGGCAGAAGGUGAUUGGUGGAAAGAAACAGAACGUGGCGAUAGCUAACCCGUCUCUAGGUGUGUCUGUGGCUCCGCCCUUCAAAAACAGAGUCAGCUUCAAAAACCCUUUGGUGCGGAGGAAAACUCCGUCCCUGGAGGACACCACUCUGACCCUCUCGUCUCUGCGACUGUCUGACGAGGCCAGAUAUAUCUGUGAAUACACCACCUUCCCUGCUGGCAACCGCGAAAACACGGUCAAUCUCACCGUCUACGCUCGACCUUUGACCCAGAUGAGUUUGUCGACACCCACGCUGGUAGCUCGGUCAUCCAAUCUGAAGACGCUGGUCGCCACCUGCCUCUCGGCCAAUGGGAAGCCUCCAGGAACCAUCAGGUGGGACACGCGUGUGCGUGGUGAGGCUACCACCCAGGAGAUCCGUAACUCUGACGGGACGAUCACGGUGCGAAGCGACUUCAUCCUGGUACCCAGCAAGAACACACACCUGGAGACACUCACCUGUAUCACCUCCUAUAACCAGGAGACAUACACCGACUCUGUCACGCUGGAUAUACAGUGUAGGAUACACACACCUACAACAUACUCACAUACAAACAACACACACACACCUACAACAUAC
Coregonus clupeaformis (lake whitefish) is the source of this 1359-nucleotide messenger RNA. Its product is annotated as nectin-1-like. The annotation marks the transcript as partial. The record is from RefSeq and is a predicted model, not a curated record. Gene Ontology annotation, cellular component: adherens junction. Gene Ontology annotation, biological process: protein localization to cell junction; heterophilic cell-cell adhesion; homophilic cell-cell adhesion. The transcript has 6 exons. Lineage: Eukaryota; Metazoa; Chordata; Actinopteri; Salmoniformes; Salmonidae.